AUGGCCACCCCAAGAAGGAAACCCCAGUACACGGAGUCGUUUAUUGGUGAUGAGUCGCUACUUGACCUCAGUCAAUAUGGUACACCAUUGAAGAAGUUGACUACCAAUUCUGUUCCAGAUGUAUGGAAGGGCCACGAUAAAAUUAAACUGGAAAUCAGGUCUCCCACGAUACCUACUUUCACACCCACAUCGGCCCCUGUUGCUGCACAACCCGAAAACGUCCAGACAGUUCAUCAAUUGACACCUAUCAGCGAUGUAGCGUUCAGACUUCAUCAAACCAAACUCAUGAUUGAUUCCCAUAAACAGCAUUCACAUCGAACCGCGAUCGAUGGGGACAAUACAGGGGAUGGACUGAAGCGUGGUCCUAUAUAUUACAAACCUCCAUCAUCCAUUCAAUCAGGAGUGAAGACAUUCCUCCCACCAACUUUCAUUAAGCCAAGAAGCAAUACUUCAAUGGAGGAGUCUCUACAAAGUCGGCCAUCCUGGUUGAAUGCCCGAAAGAACGCAUAUAUGUUGGCCGGAGGUGACAGUCUUGGUGGCAAAACGUUGGGAAAGGAUGUGGUUGUGGAUGACGAGUUAGUUGAUGAUAAUGAUGAUGUACACAUCGACGAGCCAACUGGAGAAUGGUAUAACCCCGUGGUUAAAAUAGCUCUUCUGAGACAAAUAAAUAAGGAGAAGGAGUUCAGUAGAGUGUCGCAUAACGUUAUAUAUAUCAUUUUAUUCUCUAUAUUGGUGGAAGUUUGGAAAAGAUUAGUACUUUUGUACCUCACUCACAAGUUACCAUUCCAAAACCCUUAUGUCUACUAUCCUAAAGAUGUUAAAGUAUCACCAGUCUACUCAUUCUACGGUACUAUAUUUGUGAAAAUUGUUGGGUUAUUAUUUAUUACCAACAUAUUAUAUGGUAGUUAUAAGCUUUUCAAGAAGCAAGAUCAAUGCACUGAUCUCCCACUCACCAACAAACAAAGAGAAAUGCUUGGAUUAACGAAAAUAACCGGUAAAGACCCACUAGACCGAGAUCAAAUUGAAGAUGAAAGAGCAGACCUCGCUAGUAAAGAAAGGAAGUUCAAGCAAAAGUACAACUCGUUCAACAAACCGAGAUAUACUAAAACUGGGCUUUAUACGUAUGGUGAAGAGAUGCCCAUAGUUGCAGUGCCCACCCCACAUUCACCAUUAGACUCUCAUAUGAAUCUGGGUAAUAUUGAAUUGACAUAUUCGCAGCCAGCGGGGAAGACUCUUCAUCCAAUGAAGAAGUAUCAACCGGACGAAGUUGAAAAAUUGAACAACAAAUUUAAGGGCACAUACAGUAUAGAUUUCAAUAUUUCAGAUGAUGAAUAA
Molecule: messenger RNA, 1335 nt
Organism: [Candida] anglica
Lineage: Eukaryota; Fungi; Ascomycota; Pichiomycetes; Serinales; Debaryomycetaceae
Source: the annotation of a GenBank genome assembly